Molecule: messenger RNA, 3165 nt
Organism: Corylus avellana
Lineage: Eukaryota; Viridiplantae; Streptophyta; Magnoliopsida; Fagales; Betulaceae
Source: RefSeq, a predicted model, not a curated record
GAAAAGUGUUCGACUUUAAUCAGCAUCAAUCAGCACUGUGCUUAGAUAUGUUUCCGAGAAGGAUUAUAGGCCAUUCGUCAAGGCAACCGGCUGGGAGCAGCCUUGCUCACAAGGAAAGUUCCAAGUUUUCUUGUUCUCAUUCAUGUCUGUCAUCAUUAUUCCUCUGGCUACCUAUACGACAAAGUUAUGGCUCUUAUUUGCUCUGCUUCUUGUCCUGUCUCACUACAGAGCAUGCUUCUCCAUUGCAGGAGAUACCCUUUCAACAGGUCAGCCUCUUUCAGUGAAAGAAACCAUAGUAUCUGAAAGUGGCAACUUCGUACUCGGUUUCUUCAGACCAGGUACUUCCUCAAAAAUAUACCUGGGCAUAUGGUAUAAUGAUUUUGAUGUCAAAGAUUUUGUUUGGGUGGCAAACAGAGAGAACCCUUUGUCUGUGGCAUCUUCAUCAAGACUUGAACUCUCUGAAGAUGGCAAUCUACUCCUGCUUGAAGGUUCCUCCAAGACACCAUUUUGGUCAACAAAUUUGGCCCUUCCCCUGAAGAACUCAACUGAAGCAGCACUUGGUGAUGAUGGAAAUUUUGUUUUAAGAGAUAGUUCGAACCAAAAUACUAUUUUUUGGGAGAGUUUCGACCAUCCAACCGAUACAUGGCUGCCAGGUGCAAAGCUUGGAAUCGAUAAGAUUACUGGAAAAUCGAAGCAGCUUAUUUCAUGGAAAAAUUCAAACGAUCCUGCCCCAGGUAUGUUCUCGUUUGGGUUGGACUCGGAUAGAAGCAGUCAACUUAUCUUGGAGUGGAACAGAUCCCAAGAGUAUUGGAGCUCUGGAUUUUGGGAUGGAAAAUAUUUCAGCAUAUUCCCUGAGAUGGGGAACAAUAAAAUCUCCAACUUCAUAUUUGUGUCAAAUGAAAAUGAGAGUUAUUUUACUUAUUCUAUCUCUAAUAGCUCAUUCAGAUCCAAAUUUAUCAUGAACUCUUCAGGAGAAAUCCAGCAACUGGCGUGGUUGACUGGCCCUUCGGUUUGGAAUCCGCUCUUGUCUCAGCCGACAGAACUGUCUGAUGUCUUCUCUUUGUGUGGCGCGUUCGGAGUAUGUCAUGAGAAUUCUCCAAGUCCUUGUGAAUGUCUAGAAUUUUUCGAACCAUUUUCGAUUGAAGACACCAGAGUAGAUGAUUGGUCGGGUGGUUGUGUGAGGAAAAACCCUCUGCAGUGUGGCAAAGAAGAUGAGUUCAUGCAAAUAAAGAACGUUAAAUUGCCUGCAAAUGCCAAAGAAUAUACGGCAGUGAAUGGUUGGAAUUGUGAAGUGUUUUGCUUGAAUAAUUGUUCUUGCACAGCUUAUGCUUAUAACAACAGCGGGUGUAUGAUAUGGGAAGGAGCUCUUUUGAACUUGCAGCAACUCUCAUAUGAUGGCGGACAACAUAUCUAUAUCAAAAUUGCCGGUGAUCAGCAUCAAAGCACCAAAGGUAACAAAUGGAAAGUAUGGGUGAUUGUAGCCGUGCUGGUCCCUGCAACAGGGCUUGUCUUAUGUCUCUUCUCCAUUUGGUUUUUAAGGAGGAAGCUCAAACGCAAAGGAGAGGAGGUUUCAAGCAAUGAUCUACUGUCAUUUGAUUUCAAUACUGAACUUCAUGCAAUUAAUGAUGGAACAAACACCAAAGAGAAUCUGAAGAAAAUGGGGAAGAAGGAUGUUGAGUUACCGCUAUUCAGUUACGAGAGUGUGUCGGCUGCAACUAAAAAUUUCUCGGCUGCGAAUAAGCUUGGAGAAGGAGGUUUUGGACCUGUUUACAAGGGGAAAUUACUUAGGGGGCAGGAAAUUGCAAUAAAGAUGCUUUCAAAAGGAUCUGGACAAGGGUUCGAGGAGUUCAGAAAUGAGACAAUACUAAUUGCAAAACUCCAGCACAGAAAUCUUGUCAGACUGUUGGGUUGUUGUGUCGAGCAAGAUGAGAAAAUAUUAAUAUACGAAUACAUGCCCAAUAAAAGUUUGGAUUUCUAUAUUUUUGAUCCAAUCAAGAAAAAAAUGUUAGAUUGGGAUGCACGCAUACGCAUUAUUGAAGGAAUUGCUCAAGGGAUUCUUUAUCUUCAUCAACAUUCAAGAUUACGAAUCAUACAUAGAGAUCUAAAACCUAGUAAUAUUCUCUUGGAUAGUGAAAUGAAUCCAAAAAUAUCAGAUUUUGGCUUGGCUCGAAUAGUUGGAGGCAAUGACACACAAGCAAACACACAUCGAAUUGUCGGAACUUAUGGUUACAUGUCUCCGGAAUAUGCUAUGGAGGGUCUGUAUUCGAUAAAGUCUGAUGUUUUCAGCUUUGGAGUACUGUUACUAGAGAUCGUGAGUGGCAAGAAGAAUACUGGCUUCAAUAAGAACGAAUCACUCAAUCUUCUUAUAUAUGUGUGUUGCUUUUAUACCCCCACAAGUUCUUUAUGCAGUAGUCUUUUCAAUCUAAAUACUUAGUUUUUUAGUAAAAUUUACAAUAAUUUAAAAUAACAGGCUUGGGAGUUGUGGAGAGAUGAUUGAAGUUUGGACCUGAUUGAUUCAACAAUAGGGUAUCCUUCUUCUACUUCUAUUAUGUUGAGAUUCAUUCACAUUGGCCUUCUUUGUGUCCAAGAAAGCCCCGUUGAUCGACCUACUAUGCCGGAUGUACUCUCGUUGAUUAGCAAUGAACUUUCACCUCUACCUACACCCAAACAACCUGCAUUUGCCACCCUCCUGAAUACGAUGUACACAAAUUCAACACUUGGCGGUGAAGGAAGUUGCUCAUCAAACAACAUCACUAUUUCGGAAAUGGAACCUCGAUGACUUUUUCGUAUAUCAAAGUUAUAUAUAUAUAUAUUUGUUGAAUAGACUUUUCUAUCUUAUUUGUGUGGAUAUCGAUAUGCUUCAUACUAGUUACUGAGGCAGCGAAGGCCGAGUUGGCAGCCAAGCUUGAGGCCUUGGAUAAGCUUUGGGUCGAGCCUGAAGCCGAUGGGGCUUGGUCGACUAGAAUGGAAGCUGGGCAGAAAGAUAAGUGUAAGGCCACGAAUAAGCUUCAACAUUUUUCUUACAUACACUUUUGGUUUUUGUUGUGUUGGAAUCUUUCUCAGCUGUGUAAGGAACAAUAUUUGUGAUAAUACUUUUUGAAAGAUAUUUUGGAAUAUCUUUUCUGUGUUCUUUUUUGUAUUUUGUUGGGUACAAGUUAGGUUUUG